Molecule: messenger RNA, 849 nt
Organism: Exophiala xenobiotica
Lineage: Eukaryota; Fungi; Ascomycota; Eurotiomycetes; Chaetothyriales; Herpotrichiellaceae
Exons: 3
Coding region: 123-737 (204 amino acids)
Cellular component (GO): myosin II complex
Molecular function (GO): calcium ion binding
Source: RefSeq, a predicted model, not a curated record
AACCAUCAACCAGCAACCAUCAACCACUCGUGGCUCAAAAAUCCACCUUGCAUACAGCCUUGUGUCUACAUCUUAUGCUGAAAAGUGACAAUCAUCCGGUCCGUUGCUAGAAGCAAGUAGAAAUGGCACCACGCAAGACGCCUGCAAAAGGCAAACCCAACGGGUCUAAGGGGAAAGCUCCAGCUUCAGCGCCAAAACCUCGCCGUUCAAAGCUCGCCAAAGAGAACGAGAUCACGGCCGAAGAAGAAACAGAAAUCAAGGAAGCGUGGAAUCUGUUUCGACUGGACGACGUGGACGGGUACGAAGAUGAGAAGGAAGGCGUUAUCCGGACGAGCGAGGUGAAGGACGCACUCAGAGCACAAGGCCUUGCUCCGAAGAGUCAAACAGAAAUGCAGGACUUCAUUGAAACUCUGGAUCCUGACUCAUCAGGCUACGUGACAUACCCACACUUUCUGGCUCUAUGUGCCAUUCAGAUGAAGUCGAAAACAGAUGAAGCCAAAGACGAAGAAGUUGAAACAGCAUUCAAUCUGUUCAGUCCCGGCCAGGGCCUUCCGAACCAAGAGCCAGUGAUUCGACUGCAGGAGCUACGGAAAGUGGCAAAGACGCUGAAAGAGGACCUCAGUGACGAUGUCUUGAAGGCUAUGAUAUUGGAGGCGAACGGAGGUCAAGGCGUAGGGAAAGGAGUGAACAUGGAAGACUUUAGAGCCGUAUUGACGAGGGCGGGUGUGUUCCAGUAGAACGCAUUGUUUGGGCGUGGAUUCGAGGUCUUCAAAAGGACAGUGUUUCCAUAGACUAGCAUGAGGACUUUACGAUGACUGUACAACAAAUGUUACCACAUGAUGUACUCGC